Messenger RNA from Perca fluviatilis (European perch), 2020 nucleotides. RefSeq names its product glucose-fructose oxidoreductase domain containing 2 (gene gfod2). The record is from RefSeq and is a predicted model, not a curated record. The transcript has 3 exons. NCBI's taxonomy places the organism in Eukaryota, Metazoa, Chordata, Actinopteri, Perciformes, Percidae. The coding region runs from base 448 to 1602 and encodes 384 amino acids. Gene Ontology annotation, molecular function: nucleotide binding.
AUACUGAAUCAUGGGAAAACACGGUGCCCGAUCAAAGAAUGUACUUGCUCCACAGGCAGACCUAUAUCGGUGACAUACGUUUAUCUAAAUUGUGUUUUAGUUAUUUUGCUUUAUCUAACCACUUUACGUGUGUUUGACCAAAGUCAUAUUUUCGUGUCUUGCUAAAGGCGUCUGUGUAUCCUACUUAACUCUCCGCCUCUUGUAGUAUCUCUGGUCCUCCCCACAGUCCUGCCGUUGCUACUGAAGUUACCAUUAGCAACUGGGCAGCGCCCCGGCUGAGCACCUUCAAUCGCUGUUGAUGUUGUCGUUAAAUACAGUAGGUACCGUAAGCUCUCCUUGAUUUCCAGACACAGUCAAGGCCUUGACAGGCAAGGGAAUCGUAGGCUGUUGGAAUGUUGGUGAGGCUGGCAAUGGUUAACACGUAAGGUCGCAGUGAGUGGCACUGUCAUGUUGCCAGGAGUCGGUGUAUUUGGCACGGGUAGCACAGCCAGAGUGCUGGUCCCGUUGUUGAAAGCUGAAGGCUUUGAGGUUCAUGCACUCUGGGGUCGAAGCGAAGAGGAAGCAUGCUGCUUAGCAAAGGAGCAUGGCAUCCCAUUUCACACCAGCCGAUCUGAUGACGUCCUGCUGCACCAAGAUGUCGACCUUGUUUGCAUCUAUAUUCCACCCUCAAUGACAAGGCAAAUUGCUGUCAAAGCACUGGGUAUAGGUAAGAAUGUUGUGUGUGAGAAGGCUGCAACAGCUGUGGAUUCAUUCAAGAUGGUGACUGCUGCCAGAUACUACCCACAGCUGCUGAGCAUUAUGGGUAAUACCCUGCGCUUCCUGCCAGCUUUUGUGGCAAUGCGCCAGCUGCUGAUGGAGGGAUAUGUUGGCGAAAUGCAGGUGUGUGAUGUCAGAGUCUAUGGCCCCAGCCUCCUGGAUCAGUCGUACGGCUGGACAUGUGAGGAGUUGAUGGGAGGAGGCGGUCUGCACACUGCCGGCUCGUCCAUCAUUGACCUUUUAAGUUACCUAACCGGGGCACGAGCCCAUCGUGUUCAUGGCUUGCUGCGGACUUUUGUACAACAAAAUGGUUUGAUCCGAGGCAUUCGCCGCGUCACCAGCGAUGAUUUUUGCUUCUUCCAAAUGUUGAUGGGUGGUACCGGCUCUAGCUCUGGUGGUGUGUGUUGCACUGUGACCCUGAACUUCAACAUGCCAGGGUCAUUUGUGCACGAGGUUAUGGUAGUUGGAUCCACUGGAAGACUGGUUGCCAGGGGAACAGAGCUGUAUGGUCAACGCAAUGGGAGUAAAGGUGAGGAGCUGUUGCUAAGCGACAGUGGGUGGGCGGGACCAGAGGUAAAAGAGAUGCCCCUGCCUCACCUGCGGGGGUUGAGCUCCAUGGUAAAGGCACUGAGACAGUCUUUUCAGGCUCACGAGGAGCGCAGGUCAUGGGCGCGAGGAUCGGUUGCCAUGGCACCAACAUUUGAGGAUGGUCUGUAUGUGCAGACGGUGGUCGAGGCGGUGAAACGGUCCAGCUGUAGUGGCGAAUGGGAGUGUGUCGAGAUCAUGAGUCAGGAGCCAGAUCCGAAUCACAACCUGUGUGAGGCUCUGCAGAGAAAUAAGAACUGAAUAUAUUUAUACAGCCAGUGCAACUACUACAUGUGUCUGACAAGCUGGGCUCUGAAUGUUUUACCUUUAAUUCAGCUGCUGAGGCAGUUUACAUUACCCAUGACUACUUUUUGCAUUCUGUCCCAUUUUGAGCAGAAUAUUUUCCUUUAGAAAACAUAACUGUUUUUACACUAAAUGUGUUAACCACAGCUCCAUUAUUCUGAUUCUCAACAUAAAAUAUUAUAAUAGCUGUGUCAAAAUCUACCUGUGCCCCAUUUACACGUUUAUAACCUGUACCAUGCCAAAAAGUAGACACAGUCUUUAUUACAUGGAGUCAUGACUGCAAAUGUCUGGCAAAAUAAGGUUGUUAUGUGUCACUUGUCAGCAAGGCACCACCAAUGUCAAAUAUUGGCUAAGUUCCUUGUGUUAAAAAAAAAAA